GUAUAUAGAUUCUUUCCAAAAUUUCUCUUAUCUGGGUAAAUCAUGUUAUCAAGUUAUUUGCUUAUGAAUAAAUCAGCUGAUCACAUUUAAGUAAACCAAAAUAGUUUAUCACUAAAUUCCAACAGUCGAUAAUACUUUUAGGAGCUUAAUGAGUCAGAUGACGGAAAAUGAAGUAGUUAACAAAGAAGAUAUCUUUCCUAAAAAUUUCUUACAAUUAUUAUCUUUUUCUGAAAUUCAAAAUGCAACUGAGGGGCUCAUUGUUCUGUUGCAUGCCUGUUUGCUAGAAGUAGGAUUCAUACCAAAAGAUGUGAAAUCUGAUGUAUAUAGCUGCAUGCCAAAUAAUUGGAGGUCUAAUGGUAUUUUUAAAAUCCAGUACUUGCACUUUAGUGUACCAGAUGUGCUCUGUUGGGUGACAUGGAUUCCUUUAUAUGGCAAUUUGGUUACACAAGGAACAGUUGAGAAUAAAGAAUCAGAGAAUACUGUGCAUGUGACUUUACCAGCAAAAAAUUACAUUAAUUCGCAAGGAGAUAUAUUGGAUCAUCAAAAUCUAUUUUGCAAACCUGAAGAUUUAUCAAGAUUGUUUAAAGAUGAAUUUUGCUAUUCUUUGCUGACAAUCCUUGAAGAAAGUGCUAACCAUAAACCAUCUUUUGGGCUCAGUGGAUUAAUUGUUGAACUGAAGCAUCUGAUCAUGAAACUUUUGCCUGUUGAAGCUGUUGUUGCAUUGUCUGCUGUAAACAAAGAGUUUCAUAAUCUUGCAAAUUCACCCUAUUUAUGGAGAUUUUUAUACACUAGAGAUUAUGGUUCAAAUGGAGUUCUUGACCCCAAUACGGAUAGAGAUUGGAAAGCACUAUAUAAAGCAGAAUAUUUGAGGAGAAAGCACAGGUCAAGGUUGAGACCACUUCCAAUGUACCACCCAUGCCAUUAUCCACAAGUUUAUCCAUCUGCUCCUAAUUUCAAUGAUCCUUCAUUGUUCCAAUAUGUGGAUCCAGUUAUUCAACAAGCUUUUCCUCAUUUACGUUCCCGUUUACGUCCUUCCAACUGGUUAUUUCCUGGAGGGGGUUAUGAAUUUUUGGGAAGAUUUUGGUAACUUCAGCUGGGCUGAAAACUUGUUGACCGUUUGAAAUUCUAUAUAAAGUUUUCAUUCUUUUUUUCUUUUUUUUUUUGUCUUUAUGUGGUUUGAAAGUUAUAUUCUUGCAUUUAAACUGUAUUAUGAUAUUUUAUUGUGCAAAUAUAAGAUCUGCUAUUCAUUGUAAAUAUCAUGAAAUUGAGAUGAUGCUUCAGAGCUGGAUUAAUUGUGUAAAGUAAAAGAUAAAUAUUACAUUUUUAAUUAAAAAGGUCCUCCAAUCAAAAAAGACUUUAGACUCUUUCUUUUAUGUUGUUGUUUCUCAGGGAAUUUUGUUAUGUAUAUAUAUAUACUUGAUCAAUUAUUCCUAUGGUUGUUUUGUUUUAAAAGCAAAAUGACGGCUUAUAUAGUUGUGUUUACAUGUAUCUUAGUAUAAUUUCACUUAUAAUACAACAUGAUUUAGUCACCAGGAAUCUUUAUUUCUUAAACACACAAAGAAAGCAUUAAAUAAUUUGACAUAUGUAAAAAGAACAGUGUAAAAAAUAAUACUUUAAAAGAUUUAUUAUAUAACAGUAAGUGAUAUUGAAAAGUGAGUUUGUUUUAUAACUAGAUUUUUUUUCCAAGUCAUGUAUAUACCUGUUUGAUUUAUAUUUAAGAAGUGCAGAAUUGCUUCUUGUGCUGAGUUAUAAAUUUCGUUUAAUAAUGUUAGAAAUGUUAUAUUACUGAAACUAUUAAAAUCAAUAACAUAAUAAGAAAUUAACAUAGUUCAUACUGAUGUAUAAUUUAGUAGCAUUUAAUUCAAAGUAAUAAAAUUAUAAAUAAUACCAUAAAAAGUCAUAGAUUUACAUUGAUCAUAGAAAUUUAGUGUGCUGAUGUGAGAAAUAAAAUUUUAUUUCAUAUUUAAAUACACUUAGAGCAAAAUGUCUUUUCUGAAUAUAUAUGCAAUUAGAAUUUUUCGUGCUUGGUAAUAAUUUUUAUCUAUAUUAUCUAUUAUGUUAUGAAAUAAAAAAAAA
Messenger RNA from Argiope bruennichi, 2076 nucleotides. Its product is annotated as F-box only protein 7-like. Lineage: Eukaryota; Metazoa; Arthropoda; Arachnida; Araneae; Araneidae. Gene Ontology annotation, molecular function: protein kinase binding. The coding region runs from base 149 to 1087 and encodes 312 amino acids. The transcript has 9 exons. Gene Ontology annotation, biological process: autophagy of mitochondrion; positive regulation of autophagy of mitochondrion. The record is from RefSeq and is a predicted model, not a curated record.